Molecule: messenger RNA, 5131 nt
Organism: Sapajus apella (tufted capuchin)
Lineage: Eukaryota; Metazoa; Chordata; Mammalia; Primates; Cebidae
Gene: KIF5C
Product: kinesin family member 5C
Exons: 27
Coding region: 388-3318 (976 amino acids)
Biological process (GO): microtubule-based movement; mitotic spindle organization
Molecular function (GO): microtubule binding; microtubule motor activity; ATP binding
Source: RefSeq, a predicted model, not a curated record
GCGCGCUGGUGCUGAUGCAGGAUGGCUGAGCGCGCAGGAGCCCGGGAGGUCUGAGCCGGGCGAGGCUUGUUCCCUGCGCACCGCCUCGUCCGCCUGCCGCGUGGUCGCUGGCAGGUGGGCCGGGCGGCGCUGGGCAGGGCCGGGGCAGGGCCACGGCAGGCCGGUCUGCAGGCGUAGGGGCUGGAGCCGAGAGGCUGCCUACCUUCCCGGGCUCGGAGCGGCCGGGGCUGCCCAGCCGGCCGGGGUCGCGAUGACCUGCUGAGAAGCGUCGUCGGAGGCUGCAGGAGGCGGCCUAGCUGUGGGCGGUGAGGCUCGCGGCCUCCUCCCCAUCGUUCCCGGCCCCGGCCCCCCACCCAUCCCCGCGCCCCCUCCCUACCGCCGGCCGAGAUGGCGGAUCCAGCCGAAUGCAGCAUCAAAGUGAUGUGCCGGUUCCGGCCCCUCAACGAAGCGGAGAUCCUCCGCGGGGACAAAUUCAUCCCCAAAUUUAAAGGCGAUGAGACCGUGGUGAUCGGGCAAGGGAAGCCAUAUGUCUUUGACAGAGUGCUACCUCCCAACACGACCCAAGAGCAGGUUUACAAUGCAUGUGCGAAGCAAAUUGUCAAAGAUGUCCUUGAAGGUUAUAAUGGGACGAUUUUUGCGUAUGGGCAGACUUCAUCAGGAAAAACACACACCAUGGAGGGGAAGCUGCAUGACCCCCAGCUCAUGGGGAUCAUCCCAAGAAUUGCCCAUGAUAUCUUUGACCAUAUCUACUCCAUGGAUGAGAACCUGGAGUUUCACAUAAAGGUUUCCUAUUUUGAGAUCUACUUGGACAAAAUAAGGGACUUACUUGAUGUAUCCAAGACCAACUUGGCUGUUCAUGAAGAUAAAAACAGAGUCCCGUAUGUAAAGGGGUGCACUGAGCGGUUUGUGUCGAGCCCCGAGGAAGUCAUGGAUGUGAUAGAUGAAGGCAAAGCAAACCGACACGUGGCUGUGACAAACAUGAAUGAACACAGCUCUAGAAGUCACAGUAUCUUCCUGAUAAAUAUUAAGCAAGAGAAUGUAGAGACUGAAAAAAAACUCAGUGGGAAACUUUAUUUGGUUGAUUUGGCUGGGAGUGAAAAGGUCAGCAAAACUGGUGCCGAGGGAGCUGUUCUUGACGAAGCUAAAAAUAUCAAUAAGUCUUUGUCUGCUCUUGGAAAUGUGAUCUCUGCUUUGGCAGAAGGGACAAAAACACACGUGCCAUACCGGGACAGCAAGAUGACUCGGAUUCUCCAGGACUCUUUGGGUGGGAACUGCAGAACCACCAUUGUCAUUUGCUGUUCUCCUUCUGUUUUCAAUGAAGCUGAGACCAAGUCCACGCUGAUGUUUGGACAGAGAGCUAAGACCAUCAAGAAUACAGUCUCUGUGAACCUAGAACUGACAGCAGAAGAAUGGAAGAAGAAAUAUGAAAAAGAGAAAGAAAAAAACAAGACUUUGAAGAAUGUUAUCCAGCAUCUGGAGAUGGAGCUAAACAGGUGGAGGAAUGGAGAAGCUGUGCCUGAGGAUGAACAGAUCAGUGCCAAGGACCAGAAGAACCUGGAGCCUUGUGAUAACACCCCCAUCAUUGACAAUAUUGCUCCUGUUGUUGCUGGCAUCUCUACAGAGGAUAAAGAGAAGUAUGACGAGGAGAUCUCCAGUCUCUACAGACAAUUGGAUGACAAGGAUGAUGAAAUUAACCAGCAGAGCCAGCUGGCUGAAAAGCUGAAGCAACAGAUGUUGGAUCAGGAUGAGUUGAUUGUGAAGUCAACCAGUGUACAAUGUGAAAUCCUGAUAACAUUUAAAAAUGAUCUUUUAGCUUCCACAAGAAGAGACUAUGAGAAGAUACAAGAGGAGCUGACACGUCUCCAGAUUGAAAAUGAGGCAGCCAAGGAUGAGGUGAAAGAAGUUCUGCAGGCCCUGGAGGAGCUGGCUGUCAAUUACGACCAGAAGUCACAGGAAGUAGAGGAUAAGACCCGGGCCAAUGAGCAGCUGACAGACGAGCUGGCCCAGAAAACGACUACAUUGACAACCACGCAGAGAGAGCUGAGCCAGCUGCAAGAGCUUAGCAACCACCAGAAGAAAAGGGCAACUGAGAUCCUGAAUUUACUGUUGAAAGAUUUGGGGGAGAUAGGUGGAAUUAUUGGCACCAAUGAUGUGAAAACCUUGGCAGAUGUGAAUGGAGUCAUUGAGGAGGAGUUUACCAUGGCCCGCCUGUACAUCAGCAAGAUGAAGUCAGAGGUCAAGUCCUUGGUGAACCGCAGCAAACAGCUUGAGAGCGCCCAGAUGGACUCCAACAGGAAGAUGAACGCCAGUGAGCGGGAGCUGGCAGCCUGCCAGCUGCUCAUCUCACAGCAUGAAGCCAAGAUCAAGUCUCUGACAGACUACAUGCAGAACAUGGAACAGAAGAGGAGGCAGUUGGAAGAGUCCCAGGACUCGCUCAGUGAAGAGCUGGCCAAGCUCCGAGCCCAAGAAAAAAUGCACGAAGUCAGCUUCCAGGAUAAGGAGAAGGAACAUCUGACGCGGUUGCAGGAUGCGGAGGAAAUGAAGAAGGCGCUGGAGCAGCAGAUGGAGAGCCACCGGGAAGCACACCAGAAGCAGCUGUCCAGACUCCGAGACGAAAUUGAGGAGAAGCAGAAAAUCAUUGAUGAAAUUAGGGAUUUGAAUCAGAAACUGCAACUGGAACAGGAGAAGCUCAGUUCUGAUUAUAACAAGCUGAAAAUAGAGGACCAAGAGAGAGAAAUGAAACUGGAAAAGCUCUUAUUGCUGAAUGAUAAAAGGGAACAAGCCAGAGAAGACCUCAAAGGGCUGGAGGAGACAGUGUCUCGAGAAUUGCAGACGCUUCACAACCUUCGGAAACUCUUUGUCCAGGAUCUGACCACCCGAGUUAAAAAAAGUGUGGAGUUGGACAGCGAUGAUGGAGGGGGCAGUGCCGCCCAGAAGCAGAAAAUUUCCUUUUUGGAGAAUAACCUGGAGCAGCUCACCAAGGUUCACAAGCAGCUGGUUCGGGACAACGCAGACCUGCGCUGUGAACUGCCCAAGCUGGAGAAGCGGCUGCGCGCCACGGCCGAGCGUGUCAAGGCGCUGGAGAGCGCGCUGAAGGAGGCCAAGGAGAACGCCAUGCGGGACCGCAAGCGCUACCAGCAGGAGGUGGAUCGCAUCAAGGAGGCUGUGCGGGCCAAGAACAUGGCCAGGAGGGCCCAUUCAGCCCAGAUCGCCAAGCCCAUCCGGCCCGGACACUACCCAGCCUCAUCUCCAACGGCUGUCCAUGCCAUUCGAGGGGGAGGAGGCAGCUCUUCAAACUCCACUCACUACCAGAAAUAAAUACUAAAUACAACUCCACGUAGCAUGUCAAGGACUACAUUAAUCACCAAUUCCUUUAUUUUUUUCCCUCUUACAGUUUCCAUUUUUUUUUUAUACUUGCUUACCCCAGCCAUCUGCAGUACACCAGUUUCAGGUCUUUGAGGUGUGUAGAGUUUCUGUGUGUACAGAUGUGUGCUCGGACUUUUCUCUUUCUGAGAAAUCUGAAGGAGAUGGUUGCAGAAGAUCCACUUACUACGCAGAACCAUUACCGCUGACUCAGCCUCCAGGGUGUUGGGUGGUUUCUGGGUGGUCCCUGGAGCCUCCUCUGGGCAGUGCACUGUCCCAUCUGUACGCCCCAAUGUGCCAUUCCCUGGAGGGGAACAACCAAGUGCCGUGGAGGCAGGCGAUCAUGCUCUGCCUCAACUGUCUGGUUUCCUGUAAAAUAAACACAUUACUUUAUAUUUUUAAGGAACAAAAAGUGCUGCUAUAGGGUUCAAAGUUUUCAUUCUGAACACUUUUCCAAAACAAAUUACCCCAAAGACACAUUUUGAAUAUCCAGGUCACAUCUUUGGAUCUGUAAAAUAUACCUUUUAGUGUGGCACCUGUUAAAAUGCAAAGCAAAUUUCUUUGGGGCAGAAAAACAAUCUGACAGUGGCAAUGUAGAAUUUGUUCAUUCAGAUACAUCUAUGUAAAUGCAAAAAGUCCUAAAAGUCACCUCCGAGCUGCUUGCUUUUGAACCUGCAGCAACUAGUCUUGACCGGCCUGGUUUGAACAUCAUUCUUUCAGAAGUGCUGAAAAUGCUGCAGAGUUGGAUAAAUGGAAAUGUGACUGCCCCUCUCCUCACUUCUUCCUCCCUGAUCCUUCUGGAGCUUGCAUCGGGAAUGGCCUCUUUCUCUAACCAUUUUCAGUUUGAGGGGGUAUUGCUGAAGAAAUCCAGCAUCAUUCCAGCAGUUGAAAAAAGGAAACCUUGGGGAGAAAGUACUUGAGAAGAUUUUGUUCUUUGUGCUUGUCUAUGAAUAAGUUGUCAUGAAUAAGUUAUUAUUUUAACCCAUCAUUGCAGACUAUUUGAAUUCUUUGACACCAAAAAGGUUUCAUCUUCUUAGGCACAAUUAGAAAAAAAUCCAUAUUGUUGGAUAUUUUACAUUUAGUUUAUUUAUUCAAAUACAUAAAUCUAAAGCUCAAUCAACCCUUACUUCCAGUUGUGCAUAUUAAGAAGAUCAAUUUCCAAGUAGUAAAGUUUUCGGAGAAACUGACAAAGAUUCAGUUAAGUUGGUCUUGUGUGCUGCUAUUUUUUUUUUUUUUUUUUUGACAAAUUUGGGGGUAAGUCAAUGACAGUGAAACCAAUCUCGGUGAAAGCUCCUAUCCUCUCAUGAUGUGGGCCCAAGAUGGGUGAGCUGGCACUGUACCCUGAAGCUUUCACCACUGUAAUGAAGUAUAUGCCAGGGGAGACUGGGCUUUUCUCAUGGCUGUGUGGGUUGAAGGUAGUUCAAGUGUGUGUGUGUGUGUGUGUGUGUGUGUGUGUUUGUGUAAAGUGCUAAGAACUGUGCAUUGACAUCCAAACAUUUCUUGUAUAAAAUUUCCCUAGCAAAGCAAACCCACUUUGACUUAAUUUAUUUGGUAAAUGUUGCACUUUGUUUAUGUGUGUUUUGUUUUGGGUGGGGGGAUAAGGGGAGAGAGGAGGACAAAUUUUAUUGAAGUCCUUAUUUCGUGAAGAUGGCAAUUUUGCAUUUGUUUAAUUUUUUUUCCUUCUUUGAUUUUGUUAUCAGUGCCAGCCCAAUAUACCUGCUCCAUCAUUAUUUACAGUCUGAUAGGAGGGUCCUUGUGGGGCAGCGUU